AUGCAAGUUUGUAUUGCUGGAUUUAAAAAGGGGCAUCUGAAAGUAUUGGCACAUUCGUACAAUAGGUCCCUGGGUGGUAGGGAUUUUGAUGAGGCUUUGUUUCAUCAUUUUGCUGCAAAUUUCUUUCUCUCUCACCAUUUCUUUCUCUCUCACCGUAACAGUACCUCACUUCUCCCUCACCGCCGCCGUUACAAAAUCGAUUCACGCCACUGCCGUAAGAAACUCCUUCCAUCUCAGUUGAAGAAGAAGCUUUCAAACCCCAUCGAUUUGGAUUUUGUACCUCCCUCACACGAAGAAACCCCAUCUCUGAAACCUUUCAAUCAUAUCCUUUUGUUCCCUACUAAUCGCGCUGCCCAAAAACGCCGUCGUAGAAAACCUAACACCGCCUCGCAAAGCUCUUCGUCGCUUGCUCAAUCUCUUCGCUCCCCGAUUUGUGGCUUUGCAGCUGGACUGUUUCAUUCCCGUUUAAUUAGAAGGGCGUUGGUUGUGGCCCCCAAAACACUAUUGCCACAUUGGAUCAAAGAGUUAACGGUUGCCGGUCUAUCUGAGAAAACAAAAGAAGGCGUUCUUCUCACCACAUACGAUACUGUCCGCAACAAUUCCAAGUCCUUACAGGGGCGUAGGUAUUUGAACAACGAGGAUAAUGAAGAUGACCCUACGUGGGACUACAUGAUACUUGAUGAGGAAUUGUGGGCAUUGUUCAAUUUCUGCUGCCCUGAGUUGCUUGGUGACAAGAAAUGGUUCAAAGAUAAAUAUGAAACACCUAUACUUCGGGGAAAUGAUAAAAAUGGCUCUGACAGAGAGAAGCGUAUUGGUUCAUCUAUAGCAAAGGUGGUACUAUUAGGCAAUGUAUUGAUCUGAGAUAGAAAGGAGAUACAAGUGAGAACAAUGAAUGAGCAGGUUGAUUCUACUUACACUCAUAACAUUGAGAAAUUGGUGAAGAAAGUAUGCAUGAUAUCAUUUUUGCAAUUUCUGGCUUCUUUAGCUAUGACAAUAUAAAAGUUGGUGAUAUAGUUGUAAAAAACCACUUAUGUCUCGAUGUUUAAUUUGUGGAUAGGUGUUGGGUUUAUUUGUUUUUAUUUGCUUUUCAUGUUAGGCUGCUUUAUUUGAUAAAUGAAGGUAGUGAUUAAUUGGAAUUUGGAAGAGAAAUGCAUAUGAACGUGUGGAUUCGAAGGACUUUCAGUUUGUGCCGAUUCAAAUAUGUCAUGGGCUGGUCGUUUGGUUAACCGAUGGUUGUCAAGUUGUGGUUAUAAGCUUUGGUAUGAGAUUCGAAUAUUCUUCGGAGGACCUGACGAUAAUGAAGCGCUUGCUUACGGUAUGAGAAUAGCCGAACAUCCUGACAUUGUGCUAACUGUUGUUAAAUUUGUGUCUCCACCCGGAACAACAUUAUCAUUCGGCGCUAAGUUAGUCGGUGUUGCAUCGGUAGAAUAUACUAUGUUAGGAAGAAUGUAAAUAGGUUAACAGUUGAUUAUAUAUUAUCAAAGAAUGUAAAUAGGUUAACUGGUGAUUGUAUGUUAUCAUUUCAUCAUUAAUUUUUUUACUAAGGUGCUUUUGAAUUUUCAUUUGUAUCAUAUUUCCAAACAAUGAUAUUAUUAUUAUUAUGAUUAUUAUUA
Molecule: messenger RNA, 1613 nt
Organism: Vicia villosa (hairy vetch)
Lineage: Eukaryota; Viridiplantae; Streptophyta; Magnoliopsida; Fabales; Fabaceae
Exons: 8
Coding region: 1-861 (286 amino acids)
Molecular function (GO): DNA translocase activity; ATP-dependent protein folding chaperone; ATP binding
Source: RefSeq, a predicted model, not a curated record